AUGCCACCGGUCAAUGAAGGGGGUGUACCCAGCCAUGAAAGGCAGCCACUUUUAGAGCCUCGGAGUAACCCAACCGACCGCCAGGUUUCCUCUCCCACGAGAAUCGCCCCGGACUACAAUGGGAUCCUCCCGGGUGGGGAUACGAGCAAGAACCUUAGUUGGACAAGCGCGUAUAUCUUGGUCAUGUCACGCGUAAUCGGGAGCGGCAUCUUCGCAACACCUGGAUCGAUUGUGAAAUCUGCAGGCAGUGUGGGCUUGACGUUGCUAGUUUGGCUAGCUGGUACAAUCCUGGCAGCAUGCGGUUUAGCUGUAUCGCUAGAACUAGGGUGUCUAUUGCCUAAGUCUGGUGGAGAUAAGGUCUACUUAGAGCAUGCAUACCCUCGCCCAAAAUACUUGGCGUCGACUCUGAUCGCCGUUCAUGCAGUGGUCUUGGGGUUUACCGCGAGCAAUUGCAUUGUCUUUGCGAAAUACUUCACAUUCGCAUUCAGCAUAGAGGCGAACGAUUUCCAGCAGAAGCUCCUGGCUGUCUCCCUUCUGACGGUGAUUACCAUUCUGCACGGCUUCUUUCUGCGACCAGGCAUCUGGAUCCAGAACGUGCUGGGUUGGCUCAAACUAUUCAUUGUUGGUAUCGUCUCCGUCACGGGAGCUGGUAUCGUUGUUCUGCGGUUAUUUGAAUCUAACGUCGAGGCUACCCCGGUGUCGGAGCCCAGAGGAAUUGUGUCAUGGGACACUCUGUGGGAGGGGUCAAAUUGGAGCUGGAGUCUUCUAUCGACAGCUUUGUUCAAGGUGUUCUAUUCCUAUGCCGGUCUUACCAAUGUCAACAAUGUAAUGAGCGAAGUCAAAAACCCCGUUCGGACCCUGAAGACGGUAUGUCCAACUGCUUUAUUGACGUCCGGGGCUUUAUACUUCUUGGCAAAUCUCUCCUAUCUACUGGUUAUCCCAUUAGAUGAGAUCAAGAAUGGAGGAGAGCUAGUAGGAGCUCUCUUAUUUGAGAGGGUAUUCGGACAGCAUUUUGGAAAAACCCUGUUCCCUCUUGCGAUCGCGAUUUGCGCGGGGGAACGUGAUGGUGGUCACAUUUGCCUAUACGUGGAAGCAUACCCAGGACAGAUACUAGCGCUCGGUGUGACAGUCGGACUAUUAGUUUUGCGAUAUAGGGAGCCUACCCGCUUUCGUCCCUUCAAAGCAUGGCUCCCAGCUGUCUGGCUGCGAGUGGUCAUGUGCAUUGUUUUACUAGUGACUCCUUGGAUUCCACCCCCAAACUGGCAAGGGGAUGUCGAUUUCUUUUAUGCGACUUAUGCGAUUGUCGGUAUUGGAGUGCUUCUCUUCGCUGUCUUUUACUGGUAUAUAUGGACAGUAUACCUCCCUCGUCGGGGUGGAUAUAGAUUGGAGGAACAGGAGGAAAUACUUAAAGAUGGUACAAGCGUAACACGGCUUCUUCGUGUGAACGCUUCCAUCUGA
Penicillium chermesinum is the source of this 1458-nucleotide messenger RNA. RefSeq lists its product as uncharacterized. Gene Ontology annotation, cellular component: membrane. Gene Ontology annotation, biological process: amino acid transmembrane transport. The record is from RefSeq and is a predicted model, not a curated record. The transcript is spliced from 5 exons. NCBI's taxonomy places the organism in Eukaryota, Fungi, Ascomycota, Eurotiomycetes, Eurotiales, Aspergillaceae. Bases 1 to 1458 code for a protein of 485 amino acids. Gene Ontology annotation, molecular function: L-amino acid transmembrane transporter activity.